Messenger RNA from Cercopithifilaria johnstoni, 2958 nucleotides. NCBI's taxonomy places the organism in Eukaryota, Metazoa, Nematoda, Chromadorea, Rhabditida, Onchocercidae. The record is from the annotation of a GenBank genome assembly.
AUGAGAAAUCUACAAGUGGCGACAAAGUCCGCGCAUUAUCUACGGAAUCCUGAAACAAAAAAUGGAUCGAAACAUUUACCAAUUUAUAAGAAGCUUGUUGAUUCGACAACGCCAAUCGAUAGAACUACUACCGUACUCCUUUCAACCACCGUAUCUCAGUUUAUCAUACGGUCAUGCAUUGACGCGUGUUUUGCGGUUGGUCGUGUUUGUAAAGUGGAUCAGGAACGAAAGGAAGGUGUGAAGCAUAAUGGGCUGCAAAUGAUGAAUAUACUAAAAAAUAAUGUGAUUGAUAACCACCCCGAUGGCGUAGGAACGAUUUACAAAGCUCCCUUAAAUGGCAAGCUCUCCGUUCGGCGGUCAGCCGUAUUCGCACUGUUAGCUGAGUUAGCCGAUGAUAACAGAGGAUUUUUCAAAAAUACCACAAGUUGGACAACGUAUGCAAGCAGAUUAGAGAAAAAUUGCCAUACAAUUUCAUCUCUUGCCCUACCUUUGGAAGACGUUGUGAAAAAACUGCAGGACAUGGCACCUCGAUAUGACUAUGACAAGCUUACUCCAGGAAAUGGAUUUCGAUCUCUAGUUUGUGUAUGUGACACGAUUGUGCUGCACCUUAUCUCCGUUUUGCGUUCCUGUAUUGAACAUCGACAGACGAUGAUGUUUCGCGCAUCGUAUUACUGUAAAGAAGUUGAAAGUUACUGUGCUGUUCUGAAUUUUCUCAUUUCAGCCUUACGAAUGACCUUACCUAAAUCAUUCUACCUACAGGUCAUUGAUGCAGCUGUAUACGCCCCCGAUAAUUGUUUGUUUCCUGAUCUUAAUGGAGACUACACCAAGUACCAAGCAAUGCUAGGUGGCAUAGAAGUGCUUGAUCCAUCAUGCUUUUAUGGAAGACCGCUGGGCUUUCAGUUUCCGCCAUCAAUUGGGCGUAUAUUUCGCUUAUUUGGUGUAAUACUUGCUAUAUACAGUUUGUCAUGGGAAAAAGGACGCAGUACUUUGGGAUCUUUUCUCAAUUCACCUCGGUUCAUCUUAAGUCCGGAACAAAGAGCUAAACGAAUUGUUAAGGUAACUCGUGAAGCCGACAUUGAAUUUUGUAGAGGUUUCUGGAAUUUGUCAGAAUUUGGUAGUCAGGUUCCUCGUAUAUUUUGUCCAAAUAUGGCAAUAAAUGAGUUGCGUGAAAUCGGUUGGGUAGGGUCAAUAACAAUGGCAACGACGAGUGGUGGUACUGUGAAAAUUCCAGAACCGUCUUCGUACACUGGUCCUCGGCCAGUCAAAAUUCGUGUUUUAUCGUAUUGUCACCGACAAGUUCUUAGUCCUGCUGGGUCGCAGAAUCAGCUCCCACCAUCGCCGUAUUUAUUACUUCAUUGUCACGGUGGUGGUUAUGUCGCAACUACCUCCAAAUCUCAUGAAACUUAUUUGCGAGUGUGGGCUAAAUUACUGAAUUGUUCUAUUGUAUCUGUCGAGUAUUCACUGGCACCAGAAAAUCCAUUUCCUCGUCCUACAGAAGAAGUAUUGUAUGCAUAUGCAUAUAUUAUCAAUAAUGCAGCACAACUCGGUUGGACGGGUGAAAAAAUAUGCAUGAUCGGCGACUCAGCGGGCGGUAAUUUGAUAAUGUCGGUGAGCUUGAAGCUUGUUCAACUUGAUGUGAAGAGGAUACCGGAUGGAAUUAUUACCGUUUAUUCACCAUUUCUUUUCCAGUACCUUCCAUCACCUUCACGGUUGCUAAGUUGUAUGGAUCCUCUUUUACACAUGGGAGUCGUGUUGCGGUGUAUUGCUGCUUAUACUGGAAAGCCGAUAAAUCACACAGCAAAUGGUGACAGAUCACAACAGAAAGAUAUUGACAAAGGUGGCCACAAAAGCUUACAAGAAUAUGUGAAACAAGUACAAAAAAUGCAGAGAAGCGAUGCAGUAGGUUUGGAGGGCUCUUCAUCGAUUGUCUCUUUGGUGAAUUUAGCUGAUGUCCCAUCCACAGCGGAAACACAAAAUAUGUCGGCAAUUUCAAAAGCUGAUGAACACGGAUUCAGCGAUGAUACCAAUAUUAGCGAGGAGGAUGAAGAUGGAGAUGAUACCUGUCUCUCUGGUAUCCAGAUAAAAUCAGAUCCGCUUCAUAUUCAUCUUUCGUUAAAUAUGUAUGAUCGACGGCUGGUAGACUAUUUAAAAAUUCACCCACUCACCAAGGACGCUUUGAUUUUCGUCGACCAUGCCGGUUGUAGAAAAUCUCGGGAAGAGAAAGAAGAAAUAAUGAAUAUGGAAGGAAAUAAACAAUUUUCUCGUGUUUCAAAGUUUGCGGCGUUGCUUUGUUCACCAUCGACAACAAUUCCGAAAGAGUUACCCCCGCAAACAGUUGCACCAGUCAAAAGUCCCACGCGAUCCAGAUUUAUGCUUACUUCAUUGAGUUCUCACAAGAUCGCAACCAAAAAUGAAUCGUUGGCACAUAAGCGAACUCUCAGUCAGAGUCUUGCCGGCGCAGCCGCCAUGGCUGCUGGACAUGCUUUAGAUAAUAUUUCUGAUUGGCUCGAAAAGUCAUCACCGAUACCCUUAUUGGAUAAGCCUAAACUUAAUCGAGCUGCUUCUUUGACUCCCAAUAUGGCGUCAGAGAUGGAAAAGAAGGAAACUAAAAAUAACUGCAAUAAAUCAUAUAUUGCUGAUAUAAUAGACAAAAAGGUCCCGAGAGAUCCACUCAUAUCUCCAAUAUAUGCGUCACCAGAGGAUCUCGCACGAUUGCCCCCAGCUUGGUUUGUGGCGUGCCAUCUGGAUCCACUUUUGGAUGAUACGAUCACAUUCGCUAAGAAAAUGCGAGGUGCUGGUGGCAGAGUAAUGGCUGUUGAUCUUCUCGAUAAUCUUCCACAUGGUUUUCUCAAUUUUACACUUGUAUCGCCUGAAUGUCGUGAAGGUGCCAAGAUUUGUUUGCAACGAGUUAAAGAAGCGUUUGGCAUAAUUAAGAUGUCUCCUGCAUCUUGGAAUUAG